Messenger RNA from Mycena citricolor, 3491 nucleotides. The record is from the annotation of a GenBank genome assembly. NCBI's taxonomy places the organism in Eukaryota, Fungi, Basidiomycota, Agaricomycetes, Agaricales, Mycenaceae.
CCCAUUGCCUUAGUGUGCGAGAGGAUUUGAGCACAGGCAUAUCGCCGGAGUCCACGAUAUAACCACUAGUGACCCAAGGCGGCAGUCCUUGAGCCGAACGCUCUUCUCUCCACUUCUUGAACUGUUUCACUUCCGCUCGAGUAGCCUUGUGCUUUCUGUCGACACCAUCUAUCUCACGCACUACUCCUCCUCGGUACACUGGCUCUGUGUCAUCAACCGUCCAAUGUGUGGGUCCCGAGAGCCUGCUGGCGUCUAUCAAGAAGUCGAAGUCGACAAUUGUUUCAGUAUAACUCUCUCGUCUCGUUCGUGUUCUUCCAUCUGAAUCCCGUUCAGAUACAUGUCGGUAUCUCGUCUCUGUAUGAGACCCUCUGCAGUGCAGACGGAAUGUAGGUGGUGUAACGGCUUGAGAGAGCAGGAAGCGGUAGAGUGCCUCUGAGCACAGUAUGAACAGAUGCGGUACGGAAAAAGGGCCGACCGACACGCACCACCGUCGCUGUUUAGAUGCGCGUCGUGAGAGACGAUGUCACCUGAGCCCGUGUCGAAACAUUCUGCUUCGUAAGGAGUGAAUGCAGGCGGAGGUUCUUCGCCGCCCGGGAAGAUGACUGUGCAUGCGAUUAGUGCCAGGACAUGGUGGAAGCAGGUGCCGCGGACCGAAGGGCUGGGUCGAUUCCGAGAAAUCAAUCAAAGGUGGUGUGUCUUGGAAGGGCGGCGGCGGCGGAGCGGUGGAAGACCCUGCUUCAGGCUGAAUGAGCGCAUCUUGUGAUCCCGAGUGCUUGUCGGGAGGGAGAAGCAUGGCCGGUAACGGCCGUUGGAUAACCCGUAGCAAGGUUAAAGGCAAGAUGUGUGCAGAUGUGUUCAACAAGCGUCAACAGACAUAGUUUGUCCUCACCGGCCUUGCAAGUCGCAGCACGUUCUUCUGCUGCUAUGCUUGGGCGUCGCUUAGAGGCUGUUGCUUUAAACCUACUCCAAUCCUCCUCCUUUCUCACUUGUUGAUUGUCAUGUCGUCUGAUUUCCUUUCUUCUUCCUCCUCCUCCUCUACGAUCGCGUCCACGUCCGUCGCCGCGUCGAGCCCCUCCUCAGUACCGUUGCUCACAUCCUCAAUAGUAUCCAGUUCCACGAGUUUUAGUCUGGUCGGUCUCACCAGCUCCUCCAUCUUACCGUCGGCAUCCAGCUCCUUGUCUCCGGCUGCGAUGUCUUCGUCUCCCUCGGCAUCUGGAUCGGCGUCUGCGUCCUCUGUGUCCUCUGCGUCCUCCGCCCCCCUCUCUUCGUCCUCGGCAUCACCGUCGUCUUCCGUUGUCUCAAGCUCGCAGGCCUCUUCCAUACUCCCAAGCUCGUCUUCCAUUUCACCAUCGUCUUCUUCGACACCCGCGUCGUCGAGCACCACCCCGAUAUCGAGUGUAACGCCGUCAUCGAGCACGACUAUCUCCUCCACGACCACAUCAUCAUCACCCAUCAACUCGAGCACAUCCAGUACUCCGCCACCCUCUGUCACAACUCUACCUCCCAAUACACGGACGAUCACAGCGCAGGGGAGUGACAUAAUACAAACUCUAUCGACUGUCGUGGUUGUGACCACUACUGAUAGCCAAGGUCGUACUACGACCAGCAUUCCAUCGGCUAUUACCUCCACAGUGACUUUCACGAGUAAUGGGGUGCCCGUCACGACAACAGAGGUAAAAUUGAAUCCGACGCUCGGUUCUAACGGGAGCAGUUCCGGUUCAUCUCCUUUCUUCAAAAAAACCGGUGCGGUCGCGGGGGUUUUUGUACUCGUGGGCCUAGCCGCCGCUGCGAUCGUUCUAGCCGUGAUCUUCGGUCUCCGUCGGAGACGACGGAAUCAGCGGAUCGAGCACGACUCCGCUGUGUCUGCAACGCUUGCUGCAGCUGGCUUCCACCGUGCGCCACUGGACGAAGACGCAAAUGAACUCCAACAGUCGCGAGGCUUUGUGACACCUGACAUGGAAAUGCGGACAGGCUCCGCUCCCAGUUUCCAUCCGAGCGGGGGGCGAAACUCGGGAUAUCGGGAUUCUAUGGGGCCCGACGAUGUGAUGCACGAUUACAAUCCGUAUUCCGAGUUCGGGGCCGCAGGUGGACUUGCUUCCGCUCUACCGAGAGACGGAUACGUGCCUGCUCGGACAAGCAGUCCCCCACCGAGUGCGUUCGAGCCAUAUCGAGCCAAUUACGUCAGCCACUCUGCGUCGCACAGUGCGGGCAGCACAGAACCGCUUCUCAGUGGACUGAACACGAGCCGAUCGUCGCCGGCGCAGCCGCCCACCCCUCCUCCGCGGAACCCCAAACGAGAGCUGGACAGGCAUUCGACGGGUGGGAUGGAGCUCCGUCGUCGCAGCACUGCCUCCUCGGUUUACUCUUUCGAGAGCGGGGAGGCAGACGACCGGCUGAACCCUGCGCUCCGGAACCGGAAUAGCGACAACAUGAACGAUUCGGAGGACUAUUCGAGGCCCGUUCUAGGCGUGCGGAAUCUCGCCGCGGGUGAUGACGUCAGCCAGGCCUCUGGAGAAACAUAGCAUGGACUGUUUUAUGCACAUUGGACAAUAUUUACCAGAUGGACGCUUAGAGACAUUGAUGACACUGCAUUGUAUCUCCUCACAUAAAUCUUGGCUCCUGCGUCCAUUUCACCUCCAAUGGCGCCGCGCGAAAGAGUCGCCAAGCCCACGCAGUAUGGAAAUGCGGGGACCAAUCCGCAGGGCUGGUGGAACGAAUGGCCAUCCGGCCUCAUCGACGUGAGCCGGACGUCGCGAGUCCCCGAGGCAGAGCCUCCUGCGCUCACAGCCGAGCUGCUGGACAUCCCCGUCGACGGAGACCGAUCGGUCCGCGUCAAGCGCGACGCCACUGCCAUGGUCAUCAUCGACAUGCAGAACUUCUUUUUGCACCCAGAUCUGAGGGCGCAUCCUACAGGCCUGGCAUGCGUCCAGCCGCUCAUGAAUAGCAUCCCCGUCCUCCGCAAGCUCGGGAUCAAGAUCCUCUGGGUAAACUGGGGUCUCACCGAGCACGAACUCAAGACGAUCCCGCCCUCGCUCGUGCGCGGAUUCCAGAAGAACGGGCGGGGUGGGUUCGGCUCUGAGAUCCCCGGCGAGUUCGGCGGGCCGCUCCUCAUGCGUGGGGCCAGGAACUCGGAAUUGUACGGCCCGCUCCACGCUGAGUACCUCAAAGGCGAAGCAGCCGGGACAGAUGUCUGGAUUCACAAGAAUAGGAUGAGCGGAUUGUGGGGCUAUCAAAGUGCGCUGGACCUGUUCCUCGAGCAGAACGGGAUCAAGACCCUGCUCUUUGCCGGGGUCAACGCCGACCAGUGCGUCGCGGGGACCCUGGUCGAUGCGUAUUUCCGCGGAUACGACUGUAUCCUAGUCAGCGACGCAACGGCCACCAGCUCACCCGAGGGCGGCUAUGAGAAUGUCGUCUACAACGCCGGCGCUUCUUAUGGAUUUGUUACUGAUACAGUGCGGUUGGCGGCUCUCCAGUGAGCAAGUGAGUGGGUG